Messenger RNA from Peronospora matthiolae, 165 nucleotides. The record is from the annotation of a GenBank genome assembly. NCBI's taxonomy places the organism in Eukaryota, Oomycota, Peronosporomycetes, Peronosporales, Peronosporaceae.
AUGCUCUCGGAAGCAAUUCACUCGCUCGUGGACACUGGCAACCAGGCGAUUCUGAUCUUGGGCUUGAAGCAAGCAUCGGGUGUGCCGCAUAAAAAGCACCAAUAUGGAUACACACGUGCUGCGUACUUUGGAUUGCUCAUCUCCGGGCUGGCUUAUUCUGGUUAG